Messenger RNA from Cryptomeria japonica (Japanese cedar), 1857 nucleotides. Its product is annotated as probable glycosyltransferase At5g03795. The coding region runs from base 108 to 1376 and encodes 422 amino acids. The record is from RefSeq and is a predicted model, not a curated record. Gene Ontology annotation, molecular function: glycosyltransferase activity. The transcript is spliced from 6 exons. NCBI's taxonomy places the organism in Eukaryota, Viridiplantae, Streptophyta, Pinopsida, Cupressales, Cupressaceae.
AUAUAUAAGUAUGGCCAUACCGUUUUCGGCUGUUUUAAAAUUUUAAUGCCGUAGAUGCUCGCGCUUUAGACACAAACUGAAUGGCGAGCAAGAUCAUAGCAAGAUAGAUGGGCAUCAACAACCCUGCAAUAAUGUGUUCAGCACAACGAUGGAUAAUCUCUGUUCUAGCCAUUUCCCUCAUUGCCUACAUCUUCAUCUCUUUCAGAUCUCUGCAAUUUCGCACAGAUUAUGUCGUCGCUCCACCCAUUCGCAUCGAACAACAUAACCAGGCCUUUACAGAAACCCCCAAGAACGAGGAGUCGGAAGGUUUUGCAGGAAAAGGUUGCGGCGAGAUUGAUCGAAAAGGGACUUCAGUUUUCCACUCUGCUGAGGUUUUUGCCAGGAAUUAUGCGGAGAUGGAACAUAAAUUUAAAGUUUAUAUUUAUCCCGACGGAGAUCCGAAUACUUUCUAUCAAACGCCGAGGAAAUUGACGGGUAAAUAUUCGAGCGAGGGUUAUUUUUUUCAGAACAUUCGAGAGAGCAGCUUUCGUACGGACAAUCCCGAUGAGGCCCACCUGUUUUUCAUUCCAAUUUCUUGCCAUAAAAUGAGAGGAAAGGGGACAUCUUAUGAGAACAUGACAAUUAUUGUUGAGAAUUAUGUGGAGAGCCUAGCAAGAAAGUAUCCUUAUUGGAAUCGGACAUUAGGAGCUGAUCACUUCUUUGUUACUUGCCAUGAUGUUGGGGUAAGGGCAACAGAAGGCCUUCCGUAUCUUGUGAAGAAUUCUAUCAGAGUUGUGUGUUCACCGAGCUAUAAUGUAGGAUAUAUUCCACAUAAGGAUGUUGCCCUUCCCCAAAUUCUGCAGCCAUUUGCCUUGCCAGCUGGAGGAAAUGACAUACAGAACAGGACAACCCUUGGCUUUUGGGCUGGCCAUCGGAACUCUAGAAUAAGAGUCAUUCUGGCACGUUUAUGGGAGAAUGAUACUGAACUUGCUAUAAGCAACAAUCGCAUUAGUAGGGCAAUUGGAGAGCUUAUUUAUCAGAAGCAAUUCUACAGGACUAAGUUUUGUAUAUGUCCUGGCGGUUCUCAAGUCAACAGUGCACGAAUUACAGACUCAAUCCAUUAUGGAUGUGUACCUGUUAUCCUAUCUGAUUACUACGAUCUGCCUUUCAAUGAUGUCCUUGAUUGGAAAAAAUUUGCACUUGUACUUAAGGAGCUUGAUGUUUAUAAUCUAAAGGAUAUCCUCAAGUCCAUCAGCAUGGAGCAAUUCACAGCAUUACAUAACGGGUUGGUUGAGGUGCAGAAACACUUUGAGUGGCACUCGCCUCCGAUCAAAUUUGAUGCAUUCCAUAUGGUUAUGUAUGACCUUUGGUUGCGGCACUUCACUGUAAAGUAUUGAUGAAAUCAUAUAUAUAUUAGUUUUCUUCAGUUAAAAUAUGGGCAGUUUUCCUGGUAUUGACUUCACAGAAUAUUUAAAAAAAAUUAUCUCAUUAAUGAGAUAUUUGAAGAGCUGAAUGGCUUGACUGAUGUUUCAUGAGAUAUAAUUCAGUAGUCUUGUAUCAUUAAGAAACUUUCCAAUGGCCAUUUAUUCCUUAAAAGGGGAGGAAGAGUGUGCACGGAACAAUCUCAUUUUGCAGUCUCUAUCAUGUUUAUAGAGAAUUGUUAUACUGACGUCAAUCUGUGAAUUUCAUUUUUGAAGUUCUAGAGUAGAAUCAGCUUGGUAUUCUUUAUUAUGCCUAUCUAGCUUUAAGGUGUUCUCAUUUUUGUUUUUGUGGAGAUGUUUUUAAGCAUUGUAAACAGUUGGAACUUAAUUCAGUGUUCUCUUUUUGAACAUUGACCUUUUAAAAGAACGAUAAUUUAUAUGUUAUCCUUAUUUUUUA